Spodoptera littoralis (African cotton leafworm) is the source of this 1479-nucleotide messenger RNA. Lineage: Eukaryota; Metazoa; Arthropoda; Insecta; Lepidoptera; Noctuidae. The record is from the annotation of a GenBank genome assembly.
AUGGAUUUUUCUAAAAUAUGCCGAACUUGUAUGCAGGGCGACCCGUCUCGUUUACUGAAUCCAAUUUUUAUGUCUGAAGAUACCCAUGACCGCUUUUCAGCUGUUAUUUACUCGUGUAUAGGAGUACAGAUUAAAUACGAAGAUGGUCUACCGCAAAACAUGUGCACGAUAUGCAUGAACCUGUUCAACACAACCCUGAAAUUCAGGAAACAAUGUAAACAGGUCGAGACAGAACUCCUCAAGAUAACACCUGCAUCCCAUUCUGACGAUGACAAUACCAACGAAGACCAAUACCCUACCACCACAACAGAAGAUCACUCCAAUCGUUACCCAUCAGUAUAUGUCGGUUUAAAAGAAAUAAAAUCUGAGUGUGACAGCCUCAAAACUGAUGAUGAUUCCAUUCACCCUUUAAAAUAUGAUGAUGAUGAUGACGAUCAACCUUUAAAAUACUUUCAAAACAAUCAGAAAAAUUGCAGAGAAAAUUCAGACAUUGAUAUCAAUGGUAACGGAAGUGAUUUAAGCAACGAUGUCUCCAGCAGUACUUCUAAAAAUGAAGAAAUUGUAACAAAACGUUACUCGGAUAACGAUGGUCCAGAAUCUACUAGUGCAACGGAAGCACCGUACAUUGUAACGGAGAGUUACAAGAAAACAAAGAGGGUUGUGUGUAAACUCUGUCAGAAAGAAUUGUCGAUAAGAAGUAUAGACACACAUAUGGUCCGCAGACACCCUGGAGCUGAUGAGAGAAAGGUCAAAUGUGAACUGUGUGAUAAAUAUGUGAUGAAGAAUAAAUUGAAUAGGCAUCGGUUGCUAACGCAUGGUGCGGUGGGAGAUAUUUGUGGAUAUUGUAAAAAGGAGUUUUCGAGUAAAGAGAUACUAAUCACACAUGUCGCCACCUGCCCCGCUAGGUACAAGAAGAGGAAGAUGAGCGAAAAUGCUCGAAAAAUAUCAGAAUGUGACAUAUGCAAGGUGAAGAUGCAGCAAGCGAGCUUACAGAAGCACAAAGCUGUUAAACAUGCUGGACUGAGACCUGUGUGCGAGCACUGCGGCAAGAGUUUCGGCAAUAAGUUCCGUCUAAACGAGCAUUAUAGAGCGAAGCAUGGAUAUGAGAAGUUCAAGUGUAGUUACUGCGACUUCCAGAGCGCUGGGAUCAUGGCCAUGCGGAACCACGAGCGUCGCCACCGCGGCGAGAAGCCGUACGUAUGCGAGACGUGUGGCGCCAAGUUCCACGCUUCGUACUUACUCGUCCAACACAAACAUUCGCAUCGAGCUGAGAAAACUGUCAAGUGCGAGCUCUGCCCGGCAUCUUUCAAAGCUAACAAUAAUUUACAUAUGCACAAAUUGACUUGUCAUAGCAAGGCGUAUUACAGCUGUUUAAUAUGCGCUCGGUCGUAUAAAUGCAAAUAUUAUGCUGUCAAACAUGUCAGGUUGACACAUAGCCUUUAUGAGCCUCCAAACGUUAUUAGGUUGGUCCCACAAUAA